This is a messenger RNA of Kockovaella imperatae, 510 nucleotides long. RefSeq lists its product as hypothetical. The transcript has 3 exons. The coding region runs from base 13 to 504 and encodes 163 amino acids. NCBI's taxonomy places the organism in Eukaryota, Fungi, Basidiomycota, Tremellomycetes, Tremellales, Cuniculitremaceae. The record is from RefSeq and is a predicted model, not a curated record.
GUCUUGUGUAGCAUGACUGCGUUUUGGACGGGACAAACACGGCCGAGAUGGUACGAGAUCUUGCAGUCUUAUGAGUUCUGUCACCAGACUGUCAAAGUGACGGCUUCGGGUCACUGUUGGAUAGCCGGAACUGAGCUGAACUGUACGGAUAUUGGUAUGAGCACAAACGGAGUGGUUCUGCUGGGUUGUAUCAAGCCAACCAGCCAGAUCUUGGGCAUGCUUUCCAUCUUCUCUUGCAUCUUAGUACAUCUGUUCAACCUCGCACAUGAGGAGAGGUGGGCAAAGCCCGCAGAGCUCAAGCACUACAGACCGUGGAUCUUGUUCUCCAUACUGCUUGCUGCUAUUGCUGGAACUGCAUCUUUAGUGAGUGGUUCGACACUUCUCCUGGACAUCACAGUCCCCUUGCAAAGAGCUGACCUAGUCGAGGUUUUCAUCGGCUCUCUGAUUGCCGUCACCGCUUUGCAAGAAGGUGGCACCUGUAAUCAUGCAUUACGUAUCGGGUGAGCCUCU